CCUCUUCUUUGACCACACUCCGUCGACACAGCCGCCAUCAUGGGUCGUGGACCAAAGAAGCACCAGAAGCGCCUUAGUGCGCCAUCGCACUGGCUCCUCGACAAACUGUCUGGUGCCUAUGCCCCGAAAGCCUCCCCAGGUCCCCACAAGCUUCGCGACUGCAUGCCCUUGGUCAUCUUCCUCCGAAACCGUCUGAAAUAUGCCCUCAACUCUCGCGAGACCAAGGCUAUCCUCAUGCAGCGCCUCGUCAAGGUUGAUGGCAAGGUCCGCACUGACUCAACCUUCCCUGCCGGUUUCAUGGACGUUAUCACAAUCGACAAGACAGGCGAGAACUUCCGCCUUGUCUACGACACCAAGGGCCGCUACACCGUCCACAGGAUAACCGCGGAAGAGGCACAAUACAAGCUAGGCAAAGUCAAGCGUGUUCAGCUUGGCAGGGGUGGAAUUCCCUACUGUGUUACGCACGAUGCGCGAACGAUCCGGUACCCUGAUCCUGCCAUCAAGGUGAACGAUACCGUCAAGAUCGACCUCGCCACUGGCAAGAUCACCGAUUUCAUCAGGUUCGAUACUGGUGUUAUUGCCAUGGUCACUGGUGGCCGCAACAUGGGUCGUGUUGGUGUCAUCACUCAUCGUGAACGUCACGACGGAGGUUUCAACAUCGUCCACGUCAAGGAUGCCGUCGACAACGAGUUCUCCACCCGGGAAAACAACGUUUUCAUCAUCGGCCGUGAGAAGCCAUGGAUCAGUCUGCCCAAGGGCAAGGGUGUCAAACUCACUAUUGCUGAGGAGAGGGACCGCCGUCGGGCACAGGCUCUGGCUGGCCAUUAGGUGUGAGGUGAAUGAAGCAAGAGGAGAAGCAGCAUCUAAACGGACCACCUGGGUAAGAGAGCUGUAGUGUGGUCUGGACAUAGGUUCUGUCUAAAAUCAGGCGUUGGUCAGUCGUGGGGAAGCUUGAUGGGGCUCUAGCUUUCUCCAUAUCAAUGAAAUAUCACAGCAGAAUCAAACAAA
Molecule: messenger RNA, 1008 nt
Organism: Lindgomyces ingoldianus
Lineage: Eukaryota; Fungi; Ascomycota; Dothideomycetes; Pleosporales; Lindgomycetaceae
Product: 40S ribosomal protein S4
Exons: 6
Coding region: 40-828 (262 amino acids)
Biological process (GO): translation
Cellular component (GO): cytosolic small ribosomal subunit; ribosome
Molecular function (GO): RNA binding; structural constituent of ribosome
Source: RefSeq, a predicted model, not a curated record